CUAUGAUCCGACGAAUUUGUCAACAUGGCGAAGAAAUAUUAUGGCAUAAAUCUGUCGAAACUGCUAAUAAUACAGAGUUUUACUCUGGUAAUGUUCAGUGGAAGAAUGAAUACAUCUGCAUGCACCGUUGGAAACUUCAAUCUUACAAGUAUCCAAACGUGGGAGACAUGGACAGCUAAGACAGCAGUAGACGGUACAGGAAGCACUUUCUUCUUGAAUCUAUGUGAGAAUGUUGGUCCUUCGAAUCCUGGCUCUACAGUAUGUGAUGCCACUGUCUCAUCCUGCCUGAAACAAGGGGACACUUUCACAAACAUCGGAAGCCACAAUGACACCCUUCAGCUUACAACCAAUGAAAACACGGGAGGAUUCCGUCUUGACUACAGGGGAAGCGAUUGCAACGGGACAGAGAAGUACCAGACCACUGUUGACUUCAAGUGUGGCACCACAUUGGGUUCACCAAAUUUCUUGGAGAAGUCCGGGUGCACAUACUUCUUUGAAUGGUACAGUACGGUUGCAUGCAGCAGUGUGAACGGACCCGCGCUCAAUGAGGUGCCGUGCUCUCUCUAUGAUUCUAAAGGAAAGAAACGUGACCUUUCACCCCUGAUCAAACUAAAGGGAGGAUACCUAGUAGAGUCUCCUGAUGCUGAUGAUCUCUAUAUCAAUGUGUGCAGGGAUAUCACUGCAGAUGCCACUGGUCCAACAGUACGUUGCCCGGCCGGUUCAGCAGGCUGUCUGGUCAAGAAGGGUCUCUCCAUGAGCAUGGGAAAGCCUCACCUCAAGCUGGAGAGGCUCUCUGAUGAUGAACUCAAGCUUCACUAUGAGGGAAGGACAGUCCUAGACUCCUGUAAUGGGUUUGUACCCACUAUGACCAUAGUCUUCAUGUGCCCGAGGGAUCAGGGAAGGUUUGCUGCGACUCGCGGCCCGAUUCAAUUGUCAAGUACCAACUGCCAGUACCAGAUCCAAUGGCAGACGGAGUAUGCUUGUGAGGUUGAUAUGCUUACUACAGACACAUGUGCCUUCAACUCGCCCACGCAUGGCAUCGACUUUGACCUUUCACCUCUCACAAAACCAGAUGGUGAUUUCUACCUGAUGACUACUGACAGCUAUUACUACUACAUCAAUAUAUGUGCUGAUUUGAUAGAUUUUAAAGUUUGUGAGGGUAUGGCAGUAUGCCAAGUAGACCGUGGUUCCAGUGCAGUGUCCGGUGUCUCAGCAGGGCAGAAUAGUAGUCAUGAAUUAAGGUAUUCUGAUGGAGAAUUAACUCUGAUCUACAAAGGUGGGGCUGUGUGCAAUCAUAACAAGUUCCAGAGGACCUCAGUAAUCUCAUUCCAGUGUAAUCAAACAAGUGAUCCUGGUCAACCAGAAUUUGUGACAGAGACAGAGUGCACCUAUUUCUUCCAAUGGCAGACCAAGUAUGCCUGCAUGGCUGAGGCUCCCUCCCAAACCACCUGCAGACUGGCCAAUGGCAAACAGCGUUAUGACCUUUCACCCUUGACCAGAACAUCCGGUUCUAACUGGCUCGUACUGGAUGGGAGGCAUUCCCACCCAGAGGCGACAGAGAGCGAGUAUUUCAUCAAUAUCUGCUCUGAGGUUGUUGAAGGGGAUACUGCCUCCGAGGGAUGUCCGCAAGGCUCUUCUGCGUGUGUUGUAGAUACUGUUGGCACCACAAGAACAGGUAAAAACCUGGGAAGAUACUUGACAUCUCCAAUGUGGCAAAAUGAUCUUAUCACCAUGAGCUACACCGAUGGCGAUAUCUGCAAAGGCAGCACUAAGAAACAAACAGAUAUCACGUUCCUUUGCAGUCCUGGUGACUUGGAGAGCGCCCCCAUCCUGGUGCGUAAAUCAGAAGAUGAAUGUCAGUAUGACAUGGAGUGGCAUACAGCAGCUGCUUGUCCUUUGGCUAGUAAAUGGGGAACAGACUGUAGGGUGUUUGAUGAUGAUGCAGGUGUGUCUUUUGAUCUGAGUCCACUCUCUAAACCAGACGGGCAUUACAAUAUUUCUGCUGGAGAGUAUGAUUACUACAUCAAUGUCUGCAGUGAUAUUAAACUGAGUCCUUGUAAUGAUGCAAGUCAUACCUUACCUCAUGCAGCAGCUUGCCAGGCCAGGAAAGAUGGGAGUGGUACAUCCUACAUCCUUGGGCAGACCAACACAUCACUGGGCUACUUUGAUGGUAUCAUCAAGCUGACAUACCUCAACGGCAAACCUUACAACUCAAACAAUGGACCUGGCAAACCAAGAAUGACUGAGAUUGCCUUCCUAUGUGACGCUGAUGCAGGUGUGGGAACACCACAGUUCUUCCAGGAGAACAAUGCCACUUAUUUCUUCCGAUGGAACACCAAGUAUGCCUGCCCCCAGCAGCCCAUUGAGUGUGUGGUGACGGAUGAAUCCAACAGCGGGCAAUAUGACCUUUCAAGUCUUUCAAAAGCUUUAGAAGAGGAGAACUGGUCGUUUGUUGAUGAGAGGGAUGCAGCGAAUCGUAAGAAGUAUUACAUCAAUGUCUGCAGACCCAUCAAUCCUAUUAAGCUAUGUGGCGCCUUUGCUGGAGUGUGUCAGACAGGAUUUACUCAGACAGAUCAACAAAUAACUGAAACUGAAUCGAUAGCAAACUUGGGUAUACCCGUAUCACCACCUACGAUUGAGAGCAGCGGCCAUCUUUUGUUGACGUAUGAAAAUGGAAGCGAGUGUGGACCAAACAAAAGGAUUACCAGUCAUAUACACUUUGCAUGUAAUAAAGGAACACUGGCUAGCACCCCUCGCUUGCUGGAAGUAGUAGAUUCCUGCACAUACAGUUUCCUAUGGGAGACAGAGGCGGCCUGUCCCAUUGGCGUGUCAACGGGGGAGAAUUGCACAGUGAGGGACUCAAAUUCAGAUUAUGUCUUUAAUCUUCAGCGGCUCAUCAAAGAAGACGGAUAUCAAGUAUUUGGUCCAGACAACCAAGUAUUCAAGAUAAACGUCUGCAAAGGUGUCCCAACAUGCCCUGCUGGUUCAGGGUCAUGUCUCACAUCCACCUUGUCGCUAGGCAACGCAUCAGCCACACCCAUCUUCUCUGAUGAGGGCCUGCUAACGCUAGAGUACACCGGAGGAACCUUUGAUCCAGAGACAGCUAAGAACCCCUCAACGGUGAUAUCCUUCCUGUGUCGUCGCAACGCCUCACUAGCUUCCGCGAGCCCAGUCUUCGUCAGGAAAGAGGGCUCUCGUUACAUCUUUAACUUUGAGACGCCGCUCGCCUGUCUCCCAGAGUCUGUGGAUUGCCUUAUAUCCGAUAGGAAUGGAAACCAGUAUGACCUUUCACCUCUUGCAAAGGAUUCUGGGAACUGGGAGGCGGUGGACACAAGGCCGAACCACCAUGGGUUAAGCUAUCAUAUUAAUGUCUGCAGGCCGAUCAACAAGGGGGAUCCUGCAACUAGUUCAUGCCCAGGUGGACCAAUUGGUGCGUGUCAGAUCAGUGAGAGUGAUAAUAGUGCAUUCAACAUGGGUUACGUCCAAGCCAUGCCCGAAGCGGCAGUAGAUGGAACCCUUAGUCUGCGAUAUGUGAACGGUGACAUCUGUCACGGCAAGUACCAUCGCAGCACACGCAUCAACUUUGAAUGCUCGGAUACACCUGGGUCACCUGUGUUCCAGACUGAGUCAUCAGAGUGUGAGUACAUCUUCUCUUGGGAAACACCUGCAGCUUGUCCAUUAGAGAGGGUCACUGGAGGCAACUGCUCUGUCCAAGUUCCAGAAUUUGGUUUCCAAUUUAACCUCUCCUCACUCUACAACAAAACACAUGACUACACUGUGACUUCCACAGAGCAUGAAUACACUAUUAAUGUUUGUGGCCCUCUAUUGACCAAGAUGGGAGAGUGUGCCGCCACUGACGGUGUUGGGGCUUGCCAAAAACUGCAAGAUGGAACCUUUAAGAAUGCGGGUGUUUUCAACAAGAAUUUGGUCUAUGCUAAUGGAGUUUUGAAGCUGAACUACACCACUGGCUCAGUAUGUCAUAAUGUCUACCAAAGAUCAACUGCUAUCAACUUUUAUUGUGAUGAAAAUGUAAAUGGUAAUGGAGAACCCCACUACAUCCAGGAGACCUCUGAUUGUACAUAUGUGUUUGAGUGGGCCACGCCCCUUGCCUCCCCUUUCAAGGUGGUGGAGUGCAGCUAUAGGGAUGGAGAGCAUCAGUAUGACCUCGCCCCGCUCUCGAAGAUGACGGAUAAUUACAGAGUGCAUGCUGAUGGGAAUAGUGUGGAUGGCGAUGCUUACUAUAUCAACGUGUGCAGAUCACUGUGGCACAGGAAAGGGGCACAAGGAGAAUUCUGUCCAAGCAAUGCUGCUUCAUGUCUCCAAACUGUUGAUUCCAAUGGGAAGAAAAGUUACAUCAGUUUAGGUGAGGUUGGUCAAGGUCCAACGAUGGAGAAUGGUCAUCUUGUUCUACGCUAUAAUUCUGGACAUGCUUGCCCUGAUGGAACAGGAAGGAAGCGUAGUACUGUCAUUCACAUACAGUGUGAUAAGAACUCAGUGGGUACAGCUCCUAUGUUUGACCACGUUGACGGUGACUGUGAAUAUCAUUUCCUUUGGUUGAGCAACUAUGCAUGUGAUAUAACAGAACAUACCGACAAACCUACUGGGGAUUGCACUGCUAUGAAUCCUAUUUCAGGAUUCCGGUUUGACUUUAACUCCUUGAAGAAGCAAGAUGGAUACAUCGUCAUGGGCAGUGAUAGUCAUAAAUAUGUGAUCAACGUUUGUGAUCCUCUUACUACCUCAGUGUGUGAUGGAAGCAAUAUAGGAUCUUGCCAAGAAGAGCUUGCUACGCAAGGGCGACACUUUAACGCUGGUAUCUUCAACAAGAAUCUCUUCUUUGAUGACAGCAUCCUCUUCCUGCGCUAUGAUUUUGGCCAUGCCUGCCAUAGCAACCAUUUCAACAGGAGCAGUGUUAUCAACUUUGUAUGCCCCCAUCAACAGGAUACGGUCGGAGAGCCGGUUUUUAUCGCAGAAUCGGAUGACUGCACCUACUACUUCUCCUGGCAUACUUCCCUGGCCUGUGAGAAAUUUAUCCAGUGUAGUGUGGUCAAUGGAUCAGAUACCAUCAGUCUUGCACCCCUAAUCAAUGACCAGGGUUAUCACUUAGCAACCAACCUCCUUGGCGACGGCAGCUUGGCCUACAUCAACCUAUGCCGACCUUUGAACCCUAUCCCAGGUCUGACCUGUCAUCCCAACUCUGCAGCCUGCCAGGUCAAAGGUGGAAACCCUGUUAAUCUUGGAAGAGUUUCGGAGGGACCUAAGAUUGGUGCAGAUGGGAAACUAGGCAUCACAUACACACAGGGUGACCGUUGUCCCACGGAUGCUACAAAGAAUAUUUCAUCGGUCAUCAAGUUCUUCUGCAAGCAAGGGGUCACCCAGGGAACACCCACUUUGGAGUUCAUCGAAGAUUGCAUCUAUCAGUUCACCUGGGGGACCAACGUGGUGUGUCCUGCUACUGCACCUGAGAGUGAUCAAGACUGUACCUUCUUCAACACAGCCUUGCAGUAUAGGUUUGACUUCACUGCUCUCUCAAAGCAAGAUCAGACGGUUGUAGCAUCAUCAGCUAAGAGCAUGAAGUUGAAGCUGUGCGGUCUAUCAGCUGACCAGUCCGGGGAGUGUAAGGGGUCAGCUGUCUGUCUUCAGGCCGGCAGUGAUAAGUUCUCUCUAGGAAAACUCUCCACUCAGACCAUCAGUCAGGAAGGAGAAAUCUUCAAAGUGGAAUACACCAGUGGAUCCUCCUGUCCUUCAUCUGCUGAAAAGAAGAGACAGGCCACCAUUCUUCUUAUUUGUGAUCGAGAUGCUAAGAAUACACCCCCAACUUUCUUUUCUUCUGACGAAAAUUGCCACUACACGUUCCAAUGGCGUACGCCUGCUGCCUGCCCGGCCGACACCAGACCAUGUGACCUAGCAUACGAGGGAAAUGUCUAUGACCUAUCACCCUUAUCUCGCAUCACUGGCAGCUUUGAAAUCCAAGAUGAUAGCAAAAAUGAUUAUUACAUGAAUCUGUGUCAGCCUGCAUACGAUACGCCUGAAGGCUGCCCGAAAGACGCCAGUAUUUGUCGUGAGAGAGCUGACGGCCAGGUGGAUGUCCUUGGCAUGGUCUACACACAGCAGAUGACUGCCAAAGGAGAUGUUCCAGAUAUUGUGGUGACGUUCAUUGAGGGAACCAAUGUGGAUGAUUGCAGUGAUCCACCUCAGCAGGGUUCGCUUCCAGCUUCUUCAUUGAUCACUUUCAAGUGUGCCAAGAAAAAUGGACGCCCAGUCUUCCAAAGGACUGAGCGCGUUGAUAACAAGUGCCAAUUUCAAUUUCUAUGGGAGUCGAAGGUAGCCUGCAAAGAAGAAAGAGUGUCUGUAACGUUAGUAAACAAAAUGAUCACCGACCCAGAGACCAAUGUCGUCAUGAAUUUCACCGAGAUCAUCGACCAUGGCAUAUGGCAAGCUGAGGGGGACACUCGACUAGAAGCCACCGGAGAGACUGUAAACUAUCUCUAUUACAUUGACAUGAAUGAAGAAGGUCAGACUGAUGGUAUACCAGGUGAUCUUAGUCAUGUCUGUCAGGAUUCAGCUGUCUGUCAAACCAAAGUAGAGGAUGAACGCUUCUUUAGGGAUGUGGGAACAAGGUCCAGUAGACAAUUCUUCAUCGAAGAUGAGUUGGUUGAAAUGGAGGUCACCAAGCCUAAAAGCUGUGGGAAAGAUAAUACUGAGGAUGUUAUAACAACAGUUAUAUUUGAAUGUGAAUCAGCUAUCUCAUAUACCCAGCCUGUGUUUGAGUAUGAAUCCAGUAAUUGUCGAUACUACUUUUCCUGGAUGGUGUCUGCCGUUUGCACAGAAGGAAAAAUAGUAACCCCCGGUGAUGGUGGUGGGAGCGAUUCUGUGGUCAACUUAAAACACCAUCAAGCAUCAAUCAUCAUCUUGAUUUUAAUCAUAAUCAUCAUUUUAUGCUGUCUAGCAAUAGUGUUUCAUAAAAAAGAAAGAAGAUCUGCUGUUUAUUGGAGAAUACGAAGUUGUUGUCCUGGGGCAUAUUCUAAGGUUCCAACUUAUUCUUACUCUCAGCUCUCUAAUGGAGAUCCUGAUGAAUCAAACGAUUCUCGACCUCUGUUUGGCGGUCAAGAAGAUGAAGAAUUACUUCGAGAAACAAGGAGAAAUCCCUUUGAAUUCCACGAUGACAGUGACGAUGAUAUCUUGCCACAUGUAUAGGACAAAAGUGUGAAGUUAUCUUUUAAUCUUAUUACUCAUUUUUUUAUGUAUUUUCAAUGUGGAAUGGAGUGGAGAUGAGGGAUGAGGUCUGAAAAAUUUUAGUAAAAAAAAGACAUGAUUCUACGUGAUUUGAAUGCCGAUCUUGGUUCAGUUGUAAUAUGAAUUGUCUUGCUACAUGAGAUGUGCUGUUUCAUGUUAUAUGAAUGGUAUAUAUAUAUAUUUUUAUAUCAGUUUCUUCUGAGAUGCUUUGAGAUUUGUGAAAUGAAGACAUCUUCACUUGUUUACUAACCCUCGACAGAGGUGGAUUUCUGAUUAUCUUUUUGUUGCACUGAUAAUUCUUACUUUGAUGACAUUUGGUAUGUUUUACUGUUAUGUAAUUAAAGGGAGUACAUAAUUGUUAAAACUGCAGACUAGCAUAUAUGUGUUUUUUCCUAGCAAUGAUUCAUUUAACUCUAGUUUAACUUCGCCCAUACUUUAAUGAAGCACUUGUUACCAUUUGAUUCACUAUGUAUAGAUAAAUAAGUGUUUGGUACCAAAAAAUUAAAAAUAGCUUUAAAAACAGACACACUGGA
Molecule: messenger RNA, 7766 nt
Organism: Lytechinus variegatus (green sea urchin)
Lineage: Eukaryota; Metazoa; Echinodermata; Echinoidea; Temnopleuroida; Toxopneustidae
Product: cation-independent mannose-6-phosphate receptor-like
Biological process (GO): lysosomal transport
Cellular component (GO): plasma membrane; late endosome; trans-Golgi network
Molecular function (GO): insulin-like growth factor binding; D-mannose binding; signaling receptor activity
Source: RefSeq, a predicted model, not a curated record